Molecule: messenger RNA, 2819 nt
Organism: Bufo gargarizans (Asiatic toad)
Lineage: Eukaryota; Metazoa; Chordata; Amphibia; Anura; Bufonidae
Gene: CSNK2A1
Product: casein kinase 2 alpha 1
Exons: 13
Coding region: 178-1392 (404 amino acids)
Biological process (GO): protein phosphorylation
Cellular component (GO): protein kinase CK2 complex; cytosol; nucleus
Molecular function (GO): protein serine/threonine kinase activity; ATP binding
Source: RefSeq, a predicted model, not a curated record
GUUAGCCUCGCUCUGGUCCCUGCGGCUGGCGGCCGUGUGUCUCCGCCAUAUUGUCUGUGUGAUCCCGGCGGGAGCGGCGGCCGCGGGGAGCUAGAACAGCAGUGAGACUCCUCCGUUGUCAUCUACUUGCAUUGGGCCUGUAAAGUCGCCGUCCAUCUGGCCGCCAAUCAGACCGCAAUGUCGGGUCCUGUGCCAAGCCGGGCCCGUGUCUACACGGAUGUGAACACACACAGACCUCGAGAGUAUUGGGAUUACGAGUCCCACGUUGUAGAAUGGGGGAACCAGGAUGACUACCAGUUGGUGAGGAAACUUGGUCGGGGCAAGUACAGUGAAGUCUUUGAAGCCAUUAAUAUCACCAAUAAUGAAAAAGUCGUUGUGAAAAUUCUGAAGCCUGUGAAGAAGAAGAAAAUUAAGCGCGAAAUCAAGAUUCUGGAGAACUUGAGAGGCGGCCCCAACAUCAUCACACUGGCUGACAUAGUGAAAGAUCCCGUGUCCAGAACGCCGGCACUGGUAUUUGAACAUGUCAAUAAUACAGAUUUUAAGCAGUUAUAUCAGACUUUAACAGAUUACGACAUUAGGUUCUACAUGUAUGAAAUAUUAAAGGCCCUGGACUAUUGCCAUAGUAUGGGUAUAAUGCACAGAGACGUCAAGCCGCAUAAUGUUAUGAUUGACCAUGAGCACAGAAAGCUACGACUAAUAGAUUGGGGCCUUGCGGAGUUCUAUCAUCCGGGGCAGGAAUACAAUGUGAGAGUCGCCUCCAGAUAUUUCAAGGGGCCUGAGCUGCUUGUUGAUUAUCAGAUGUAUGACUACAGUCUAGACAUGUGGAGCUUGGGCUGUAUGUUGGCCAGCAUGAUCUUUAGAAAGGAGCCCUUUUUCCAUGGCCAUGAUAACUAUGAUCAGUUGGUGAGGAUAGCCAAAGUUCUGGGAACAGAAGAUCUGUACGACUACAUUGAUAAAUACAAUAUUGAACUGGAUCCACGCUUCAAUGAUAUCCUGGGCAGACAUUCACGUAAGCGAUGGGAACGCUUUGUGCACAGUGAGAAUCAGCACUUGGUCAGUCCAGAAGCUUUGGAUUUCCUGGAUAAGCUGCUGCGAUAUGACCACCAGACACGACUGACAGCUCGUGAAGCCAUGGACCACCCUUACUUCUACCCUAUUGUGAAGGACCAGUCUCGAUUGGGCUCCUCAAACAUGCCCAGCGGCAGCACCCCAGUCAGUAGCGCCAGUAUGAUGUCAGGUCAGUCCCAGCCCAAGUCCAGUAACCGUGAUAAGUCAGGGAUUUCCACGGUGCCAACUCCCUCAGCUUUGGGUUCUCUAGCUGGAUCACCCGUCAUCUCUGCAACGAAUACCCUUGGGACGCCCGUAGCAGCCACUGCCGGAGCCCCACAGUAGGGAAGCCUUGUCCUGGCGCCUGGUCAGGAGAGGGCAGCAGAUCUGGGAAGGAGACCCUGAUCCUUGACCUUUGGUCCUGACUUCAGCACCCACCAGAUGUGGAGGGUGGGGGCUGCCCAAAAGAGCAAGAGAGCCCCCUGGACGCGCAGUGUCUGAGCAGUUGCUUGUGGAUUUAUAGUAGUUCUGUCAUUAUAUAUAUAAAAAAAAUUAUUAUAGGCUGAAUAAUUUUUUUUUUUUUUUUUUUUUUUUUACUUUUGUUAUGGCUCCUGGUCCACAGGUUGCCCUUAUGUCUCUGGGAUGUGGCUCCUGGACUUGGCCCACCCUCUUACUUCCUCGGCUGUUUCCCGGAUAGAUUAUUAUAAUUUUUUUAUAUAUAUAUAUAUAUAUAUAUAUAUAUAUAUAUUUUGUUCAAUUCCCCCUUCAUGACCAUUUUGUGUCCCCCACCUGCAGAGGGGAGAGGUGAGGGACCUCGAAUCUCUACCUGUCCCGUUCCUGGGCUUUGCUGUGGUGCAGCUUCACGAGAGACAAAUGCCAGUUAUGUGGGUGAAUGAGACUACCUGACUGGCCCCGCAUGGCCCCUCUGUUUAAACUAGUAAUAAUGGCAAAAGAAAAGCCGCAACCCUUUAUCCCAUGUUGCUUCAUUGUCCCUGUAAGAGACUGAGGUGAACCCCCCCCCCCCCCCUUCAAAGAAGAAAAAAAAAUCUAAUUUUGACCUCAAAGUUUUUCCAGAUACCAUUCCCAUUCACAGCUGCAAAAAAAAGAGGCAGGAGCCGGGCCGGUUUCAGGUGGAUUAUAAAGCCAUUGAGUGGCACACAAUACCAUAUGCUCCGAUUUUUCAAUAACUGUACCCUGUUAAUGCAUGCUUGGAAAGGAGAUUUCCCCUGACUCCCCCACACUUUCCGGCUCGCCCUGCAUUCUUUCCAAAGAAAAGCUGUUCCACAGAAACGGGAAUGUCCCUGGAGAGCCACGGGCACCAAUAUUUCUCCCAUAGUCCUGGAUAUCGGUGUUCUCUUAACACCCGAGGGGAGCUUUCCCUCAGGUUGUCUGAACACUCCUCCCCGGCACCCCAUUGACCUCACACCUUGCCUACUUUCCUAGCAAGGACGGUAGUGACCCACUUUCCAUUAGCCCUCCCCACACACACCACCACCACUCUAAUAUGUCUGAGCGACACUCCCUCCCCUCAAAAUUUACCUCAUACCUUUCAUCUACUGUGGGGACCUGUCUCUUCGGCCAUCCUUUCCAGCUCUUUUCCCCAGCAGGAAUCUGACAGUUUAAUUUGUCCCCCCUCCUUUGCACCCACCUCUUUCCCCAUGUCCAGCAGGAGAUGUCCCAGUGACACAGAUGAUGCUUUUUCCUUCACAUGUGACAGAUCUAAUGUUGGAACUAUUUGGUGUAAAUAAACAUGGUUUUAUUUAUCAAGGUUA